GUUUGAACAAGCUUUUAUCAACAGCAUGAUCCGUAGCAUGGUAAAAUCUGAGAGAACAUAUUUUUGGAUAGGAUUGCAAGACCUUAACAACACAGGAGAAUACUUUUGGCUAAGUACAGCGGGAAAGAAUCGCUCUGUGAGCUACACAAACUGGAACAAGCACCAGCCCCGUCAUUCUGGAGGAUGUGUGGCUAUGCGAGGGCAGCACCCCAUUGGUUAUUGGGAGGUGAAAAGCUGUAAGAACUUCAAAGCAAUGUCAUUGUGCAAGCAAAAAAUCAAUUCUUAUGAAGAACCUGAACUUACUUUUCAAAAACAUUUGAGUUCCUGCUAUUUUGGAUGGGAGUCAGAAGCUAAUCUGCUCAACUGCUACAAGAUAUUUCACAAUGAAAAGGUUCUGAUGAGAAGAACAUGGGAUGAAGCAGAAGCGUUAUGCCGAGAUUUUGGAGCACAUCUUGCUAGUUUUAGCCAUAUCUAUGAAGAGACAUUUUUAAACAAUUUAUUAUAUACAAUUUUUGAUAGGACAGAAGACAGACAGUUCUGGAUUGGAUUUAAUAAAAGAAACUCGCUUUCUGGAGGGACAUGGCAGUGGUCUGACAGAACACCUGUUGUAUCUUCAUUUUUGGAGAGCAAGUAUAUUGAAGACGACUCAAGAAACUGCGGUGUGUUCAAAGUAAAUAGAACAGUCUUUCCAGCACACUGCAAUGAAAAGCGUGAAUGGAUAUGCAAAAUACCAAAAGGUGUUAAACCAAAGAAUCCAAAUUGGUACAUAGCUGAACUGCCGUGGUCAUAUUAUCAAGGAGCAGAGUAUCUUUUCCAUGUCAGUCCUACGGACUGGGAAACCUAUGAGUUUGUCUGUGGCUGGCUUCGCAGUGGAAUGGCAACAAUAAAUUCUUCUGGUGAACAAGCCUUUAUUCAAAAUAGAAUUAAGAAGCUAUCGAAUAGUGAUGUUCACUGGUGGAUUGGAUUGCAUGCAGAAAACCUUGGCGAUGAAUUUCGCUGGAGAGAUGAAUCACCACUAACAUACCAGAACUGGAAUGAAGGGAGGGAGAGAGAUCCGCAGAAACCAGGGAAAAGAUGUGGCUUCAUUUCAUCACAAACAGGACUCUGGGGUGAUGAAAACUGUACUGUCUCUCUUCCCUGUAUUUGUAAACGUAAAUUUGCAUGGAAAAUAGAGAAAGAGAUUCCAAAAGACCCGAACCAACAAGGAACAUGUCCCAAAGGAUGGUUGCACUUUGGAUUCAAAUGCUUUUUGAUACAAAUUCCAAAGGAUCCAGAGCAUCUGAGAAACUGGUACUCUGCACAAGAGUUCUGCAGUAGCUAUGAUGGGUCACUCGCUUCCCUCGAAGAUGAACUGGAACAAGCUUUCAUAACAAUGAAUCUAUUUGGACGGAAAACUAGUGUUUGGAUAGGUUUCCAGAGUGACGAUUAUGAAAAAUGGGUGAAUGAAAAACCUCCGAUGUAUUCUAACUGGUCUCCAGUUGAAGUAGUGGAUAGACAGCGUUAUAACAGUGCAAACAUUCAAGAACAACUUCCACUAUGUACAUUGGUAUCAAAUAAUCCUAAUUUUUAUUUUACGGGAAAAUGGUACUUAGAAAGCUGUCAGAAGAAUUAUGGGUUUGUGUGCCAAAAGACUCAGGACACAUCCAGACAUGUCAUCAAUGCGUCUGAAAUGUACCCUGUGCCAGAUACUUUAGAAUAUGGAAACAGAACAUAUAAACUAAUACGUGGGAAUUUUACAUGGUCCUCAGCUUUAAAAACGUGCAUGGCAAAUGGCGCAGAGUUGGUCAGCAUCACAGACCAGUAUCACCAAGCUUUCCUCACGGUCAUUGUGAAUCGGCUGGGAUACAACCACUGGAUUGGGCUGUUCACUUCGGAUAACGGGCUUAACUUUGAAUGGUCAGAUGGGACCAGGUCUUUGUUUACCUUCUGGGAAGACGACGAGUCCCAGGCCUUUGGCAGCUGUGUUUACAUUGAUACUUCGGGGCACUGGAAGAGUGCUAACUGCGAACGACUUCUGCAAGGAGCUGUUUGCCAUGUGCCACCUAAAAAGAAACUCACUGCCUAUAAAGGCUUAUGUUCAGAAAAAACUGUUCCCUGGAUCAAAUUCAAAAACAGUUGCUACAGCUUUUCCACAGUUCUGCAGGGCACAAGUUUUGAUACUGCGUAUGAAGUUUGCAAAAAUCAAGGUUCAAAUCUACUGACUAUUCAAGAUGAAGAUGAAAAUGCUUUCAUUCUGGAAGAAUUGCACAGUUUUGGUUAUUCUGUGCAAAUGGUUUGGUUGAACAUCCUGCUUGUUACAGACAAUGAGACAAUCUCCUGGUUUGAUGGCUCUCCCUUAAAUUAUUCUAACUGGGGCAUCAGGGAGCCUGAAUUUGAUCAUCUCAAAGGGAAUUUCUGUAUCAGCCUGAGGACCACAGAUGGAGUCUGGCGAUUAUCUCCAUGCAAAGAAAAAAAGGGAUUUGUAUGUAAAAUGGAUGCAGAUAUCGAUGGAACAGAAAAAUCUGGAAAUCCACCAUACCGUGGGCUUGCAGCUCUGGCUGUUCUUGUGACAUUGGUGAUGCUGGCUGCCAUUUCCCUUUUUCUGUGGUGCCUGUACAAACAGAAUAACCGACUCUUCCGCAGGAUGCUGUGGGUCAGAAACGCCUAUUUGCCGCAGAUCAACGCUGACGUUCCUGCUUUGGAAGAAAGCAUCCUCAUUUCUGAUUUUGAGAGAAGCGACAAUUAA
Fulmarus glacialis (Northern fulmar) is the source of this 2725-nucleotide messenger RNA. It is a transcript of the gene PLA2R1, whose product is annotated as phospholipase A2 receptor 1, 180kDa. Gene Ontology annotation, molecular function: signaling receptor activity. The annotation marks the transcript as partial. NCBI's taxonomy places the organism in Eukaryota, Metazoa, Chordata, Aves, Procellariiformes, Procellariidae. The record is from RefSeq and is a predicted model, not a curated record. Gene Ontology annotation, cellular component: signaling receptor complex; plasma membrane. The transcript is spliced from 20 exons.